Molecule: messenger RNA, 2322 nt
Organism: Magnusiomyces paraingens
Lineage: Eukaryota; Fungi; Ascomycota; Dipodascomycetes; Dipodascales; Dipodascaceae
Exons: 1
Coding region: 1-2322 (773 amino acids)
Source: RefSeq, a predicted model, not a curated record
AUGGAAUCUAUCCCCGUUAUUCCCCUUGCGGCUGGCGCAGGUGUACUUCUUCUUUUGGCCUAUGCACUAACCAACCCUUCUGCAAAAUCACUUGCCCUUUUUGCCUACAACUGUUUCCUCAAACCCAUCUCCAAGUCCUCUUCAAACCAGCAGGUCGCCCUCGAAAGCUUUUAUAAAGGCCAGGCCCAAGUCUACGACCGCACUCGCAGCAAGCUACUCAAGGGCCGGGAGCUCAUGUUGCAGCUGUGCAGUGCACACUCUAAAAAAAUCCAAAACCUCGUCUGGGUCGACAUUGGCGGUGGCACCGGCUGGAACAUUGAACAAAUGAAUGAGUACAGACCUAUUUCUUCCUUCAAGGCUGUCUACUUGGUCGACUUAUCCCCCUCGUUGUGUGAGGUGGCCAAGGAUCGCUUCAAGCGCCGCGGAUGGAAAAACGUCCACGUCCUGUGUAUCGAUGCUAAUGACUUUGUUCUCCCUGAUGGUGUUUCCGGUAUUGACUUGGUCACCAUGUCCUACUCCCUGUCCAUGAUCCCCAGCUACUACUCUGUUAUUGAUAAAAUGUCCUCGCUUCUUUCCAAGGACGGUAUCUACGGUGUUGCCGACUUUUACGUCCAGUCUUCUGCCUCUAUGAUGGGCAAGUCCGGCACUGUUGGUGGUCAAGUCCUUCGUCAUGUCAACUGGUUUUCUCGCACUUUUUGGAGACUGUGGUUUGAGUUUGACCAGGUCUACUUGGAUUCUGCUCGCAGAGAUUACCUCGAGUAUAAGUUGGGCAGUGUCAAGUCCUUGAACUUCCGCAACAAGGCUUUAGGUGGCAUCCCUUAUUAUGUCUUCAUUGGUACUGAAAAGGAUUACUCUUCUGAUAUUACUAACCGUAUUAAUGCUGCUGCUACUGAAUCUCCUUACCUUGCUCCUGUUUCUCCCAAUGUGUCUAUGCAAAACCUUAAAGGAGCUACUGAAAAGCAAGUUGCCGAGAUUCAGUCUAAGGGUUAUCAAGCUGCCAUCAUCAACAUGGAGCGCAACUGCCCCUAUCCUUCAUUUUUCUAUCAGCGUGAGAUUUGGCGUAUUUACUACGACUUUGAUCAACCAAAGUACAACCAGUUUGCCGGACAAUAUAUCUACGCCUUUACUUGGGAAGACCCUCGCGAAGACAUUGCCAUUUUGAACAUCCAGCCCACAGACACAAUGCUGGCCAUUACCUCUGCUGGCGAUAACAUUUUGGCAUAUGCUUGCAUGGACAAGGCUCCUCGUAGAAUCCAUGGCGUUGACUUGAACCCCCACCAAAAUCACUUGAUGGAGCUCAAGCUUGCAUCAAUGCGUGCUUUGGCAUUUGAAGACGUUUGGAAGAUUUUCGGUGAGGGCAAGCACGAAGGCUUUAUGGACCUGUUGUCAAAGAAACUUUCCCCACACAUGUCAUCACAUGCUCUGCAAUACUGGAUGCGUGUGGGCCCCAAGACAUUCCAAGGACAGGGCCGUGGAUUGUAUGAUACCGGAUCUACUAGAUGGGCUCUGCGUAUUGCCCGCUGGGUGUUUAAGCUUGCUGGUGUUGAGCGCGAUGUUGUUGAGCUGUGCGAGAGCAAGACCAUGGAGGAACAGCAGCGUAUUUGGAAGGAGCGGGUUCGUCCUGCCUUGUUUAAUCCUGUUGUAACUCGCAUUUUGGUGGCUAACCCUGUAUUUUUGUGGAAGGCUUUGGGUGUUCCUCUCAAUCAAGCAUCAAUGAUUGACGGUGGUAUUUUGCGUUACAUUAUUGAUACUAUUGAGCCUCUGAUUUCUCGCAGUUUGAUUUCUACAGACAAUUACUUUUACUACCUGUGCUUGAUGGGACGUUACUCUCGUGACAACUGCCCUGAUUACCUGACACGUGGGGGGUACAGCAACCUGGCCAAGCGCAAGAGUGCUUUGGACGGCAUUCGUCUGCACACUGAUACCAUCAACGAUGUUGUUGAGCGCAUCAGACCUGGAAGUGUUAACCAUGCUAUUGUUAUGGACCACAUGGAUUGGUUUUCUCCUACUGGUACCGAUGCUCGUGAUGAGAUCCGUGCACUUAAUAAGGCUCUUGCGACUGGAGGCAACGUGAUGCUCCGUUCCUCGUCGACACAGCCUUGGUACUUGCGCGUUUAUGAGGAGGAAGGAUUUGAGUGUCGCCCUGCGGCUGUUCGCCGACCUGGCACUAGUAUUGAUCGCGUCAACAUGUACGCAUCGACUUGGGUGUGCACCAAGAAGUGGAGUUGUGAUAAGAGUCGGGUUGAAGGAGAGACUGAGGAAGAUGGUGAGAAGUUAAAGACUGAUAUCCGCAAGAACAGUGUGACUUCGUUGAAGAUUUAA